AUGUUGAACACAGUGAGCAGAGAGUCAACUCCGCCAGAGCCAGACGUUGCCAUACUAGGAGGCAGUCGAAAGCGAUCCCUCCCCACUGAAAGUGACGAUGAGUACCUCGAAGAGCGAGCACGAAAGCGCAAGUCACCAGAAGUACUUCUCUGGUGUCCAUUCACCGACAAUUUCUUCGACGACAUGGCCACGAUUAUCGCACGAGAUUUCCCAAUUACCCAAUUCGCCGAGAGACACAACUGCGAGAAAAGAGACGUCUUACACGCCCUACACGCGGUAGUCAUGGAUCCUCUCCGCAAAAGCCAGCCAUGGUACGAAGGCAUGUCUGUCUCCGAACACGCUCAAAUUCUCAUUUCAAAUUGGCGUGCCCCUCCUUGCAUCCCCUCCCCAUCUGGACUCCCGGGAGUAGGCUCGCAGGACUUGCCUAUUCUCAUCGGCGAUGAUUCUCCUCAACCGUCGAGUCCGAGUGAAAUUUCAGAAAUAUCUGGGGUUAGUCCUUGCAACACUAACCUCGAUGGCUUUGAACGGAAUUCUAAGGAUCAGCUUGCCGCUGUUCUUCGCGCUUUCGCAAAGGAGAGCCCGGGUUGUAAGAAGGAAAGUUACGACUCGCCGACUCCUUCGGUGAAUGGCUCUGCUCGCUCAGUCCCCGCUGCUUUAGGGACUGUCUCUCCGUCGAACAGCCCGAAUCAGGAUCAGGAUCAAGGUCGGGGUCGGGAUCCCAUUCCCGGUGAUUCGAGCGGCGAAAGUACCAUCCUGGCUUCCUGUUCAUCAAAGGCCAAGAGGUCAACGACUCAGCAGGAGAAAGGCCAAAUCGCUCGGAUUGUGUGCCGCAAGGGUGCCGAUGGAACCUGGAUCCCAGCUCACAAAUGGAUUAGAGGAUAUCAUCGCCCGGCAGUACGGGGAGAGGAUGAUCUCUCUGAAUAG
This is a messenger RNA of Penicillium waksmanii, 924 nucleotides long. RefSeq lists its product as uncharacterized. The transcript has a single exon. NCBI's taxonomy places the organism in Eukaryota, Fungi, Ascomycota, Eurotiomycetes, Eurotiales, Aspergillaceae. The record is from RefSeq and is a predicted model, not a curated record. The coding region runs from base 1 to 924 and encodes 307 amino acids.